Drosophila pseudoobscura is the source of this 1453-nucleotide messenger RNA. RefSeq names its product metaxin-1 homolog. Lineage: Eukaryota; Metazoa; Arthropoda; Insecta; Diptera; Drosophilidae. Gene Ontology annotation, biological process: mitochondrion organization. The record is from RefSeq and is a predicted model, not a curated record. Gene Ontology annotation, cellular component: cytoplasm; SAM complex. Bases 143 to 1099 code for a protein of 318 amino acids. The transcript is spliced from 5 exons.
AAAUCUGCGGUCACACUGCUCAGAUACGAGCCAACCUUUUUGGCAUAUAUUUUUUCAAAUAUUUUUGUGGCUAACAUGCAAGUGCACAGCUAGAAUUAUUAUAGAAUAGCAAAAUUGCAAACCAUUAUUGAGCUGAACACCGAUGGAUAUCCAACUGGGCGCCAUGCUGCACGUGUACAAGGGGGAGUGGGGUCUGCCGACAAUUGAUUUUGAAUGUUUACGUGCUCUGUGUCUACUGCGGUUCACCCGCUGCCCCAUGGACGUGGAAACGAAUGCGAAUCCGCUGCGUUCAGGAGCCGGAAAGUUGCCUUAUCUUCAGAUUGGCAAUGACAAAUUUGUGGGCUACAGUCAAAUAAAGCGCGUGCUGGAUCUUGAGGGUUACCCGAUUGAUGCGCACUUAAACACCAAACAAAAGCAUUUGUCCGCCACAUAUGCCAACUGGGUUUUCACCAAUCUGCAUGCCUACUACCACUACUUCCUGUAUGGAGAGCCGUUCAACUUUGACAAAACCACCCGUGGGCUAUAUGCCAAGCGCACGCCAUUCCCAUUCAACUUUUACUAUCCCUCCACGUACCAGCGCGAGGCAUGCGAUGUGGUCCAGGUUAUGGCCAGCUUCGAUGUGAACGAUAAGCUGGACAAGCACGAAUCGGACUAUCUGGUUUUAAAUGCCAAAAAGUGUGUUAACCUGCUCUCCCGGAAGCUGGGCCGCAAGGUGUGGUUCUUCGGCGACACCUACAGCGAAUUCGACGCGAUUGUGUACAGCUAUUUGGCCAUAAUCUUUAAGAUAACACUGCCCAACAACCCACUGCAGAAUCACAUCAAAGGGAGUCAGAAUCUAGUGAAUUUCAUCAACCGCAUCACCAAAGACAUCUUCCGCAACGAGGGCUUCAGCUCCAUUAAACCCACAAAGACCGCAAACGGCACAGAUGUAAAUGUGACGCAUUCGGAGCAUAAAUUUCUCGAGUCUGAGUGCAGUACGAAAAUCAUAGCCGGCGUCGGAGCCCUGUUGGCCAUGGGCGCGUUUGCAGCAUGGCGCGGUAUUUACAACCAGUUUUGGGCCAGCUUUUUUAUUUGGCUUCAGAAAUUCUACAAAUCUUAAAAUAAUUAGUGCAUGCAAAAUUAUCAGUUCCAUUUCAAAAUUUGAUUUGCUUUUUACCCCCAUUGCAGCUGACAACGCGCUCCUCAACAGAUUACGAUGGCAUAGACUACGACGAUGAUGAUGCGGAGGAGGGCCUAGAUUAAUAAUGCAGCUCUCUAUAUUGAUAUAUGUACAUAUAUCCAUAGAGUAUAUAUUUAUAAAGUGUAUAAAGGGGAGGAAGCACAAACAAAAAUGUCCAACAUCAAGUGAAUAUAUAUAAGUAAACUACUAUAUAUAUAUAUACCAAUACCUAUGUAUGUGUGAAUGUUCGAAUUCGUUUUUAAAUUGUCUGUGUAAUAUAGCAUUUUGAAGUCA